Molecule: messenger RNA, 382 nt
Organism: Anopheles maculipalpis
Lineage: Eukaryota; Metazoa; Arthropoda; Insecta; Diptera; Culicidae
Product: thioredoxin-2-like
Exons: 3
Coding region: 12-335 (107 amino acids)
Molecular function (GO): protein-disulfide reductase activity
Source: RefSeq, a predicted model, not a curated record
GCUACUCCAAAAUGGUGUACAUGGUGAAAGAUUCCGAUGACUUCAACAACAAGCUCGAAGCGGCCGGCGAUCAGCUGGUGGUGGUCGAUUUCUUCGCUACCUGGUGCGGACCGUGCAAGGUGAUCGCGCCGAAGCUGGAAGAGUUCCAGAACAAGUACGCCGACAAGAUCGUCGUGGUGAAGGUGGACGUGGACGAGUGUGAGGAACUGGCGGCCCAGUACAACAUUGCCAGCAUGCCAACCUUCCUGUUCAUCAAGAAGAAGGAAGUGGUCGCCCAAUUCUCCGGUGCGAAUGCCGAAAAGUUGGAAAACUUCAUCCAGCAGCACUCCGGUUGAGAAAGGAGCAGCAGUUAAGCGAAGGACACACACCAUUACAAUGUAAC